This is a messenger RNA of Aspergillus heteromorphus CBS 117.55, 3897 nucleotides long. RefSeq names its product mannose-ethanolamine phosphotransferase GPI13. The coding region runs from base 445 to 3657 and encodes 1070 amino acids. Gene Ontology annotation, cellular component: endoplasmic reticulum membrane. Gene Ontology annotation, molecular function: mannose-ethanolamine phosphotransferase activity. The transcript has 2 exons. The record is from RefSeq and is a predicted model, not a curated record. Gene Ontology annotation, biological process: GPI anchor biosynthetic process. NCBI's taxonomy places the organism in Eukaryota, Fungi, Ascomycota, Eurotiomycetes, Eurotiales, Aspergillaceae.
CUCUCGCCCUCGUCUCCAGCUCUCUGUCUCCCCGGCUGCCCGUCGAUGGCCUCUUCUGUUCCGAAUUGAUGUACCCCCCACGUCUAAUGGAGCUGUCAUUGUAACUAUGUGUGUGCUCUGUUGAAUCUCAGCUCCCGGACCGACCGACCAGACCGCACGACAGCUCCAACGGAGAGAGAAGAAAAAGGAAAUCCCAACAACAGACACCUAGGCAGAAUCCAAAUCAAGCUCGCCUCCUUUCCGACUUCAAUGCGUCCACUAUCCCUGGCCGCCUGAAACCAUUGAUCGCUAGCCCCAGACCGACCUUUCGAGGGAAAAAAAAACCAAAAACGUCAUCAGUGGCCGAAGCCCUGCCGUCCCGGAGUGAGGGGUAUUGCAUUGGCGCACGGAAGUCCGCGCUUUGGAUGAACAACCACUUGGGCCGUGAGAUAACAAUCACUGGAGAUGGUGUCCGCAACGAAUACGGGCUCAGGCCGUCAGAGUCUCGACACGAAGGGCUCACGAGCUCCAACUUCUUCCUCGUCCCCGACCAUAUCGUCCCGGCCGUCGGAGCGCAAUGAGCCUCGGAAACCACAGGUGCCGAAGGCGCUGGCCGGAGCGCAGGAUAUCUACAUAAAGGGAUUGGAGUGGGAGUUCAAGCUCAAGCAUUUGGGUGUGCUUGGUGUACUGGGGUGGAUAUUGUUCUUGCAUGUUGUCGGAAUAUUUUUCUUUACCAAGGGUUUCCUGUUGACUCGAAUGGUUCUGGAAAACAAGUCGUCUUGCGAUGUGCUUCCUUUCGGCGAUGCGGCGACAUCUGGCAAGAAAGUCGACGGGUGUUGGCACCAGAAGUCGUUUGACAAGGCCGUGGUGAUUAUAAUCGAUGCCCUUCGUUAUGAUUUCACGGUCCCUUUUGCACCCAACGGGGAUCUUGAAUCGGCCCAUCUGUUCCAUGACAACAUCCCCGUUCUGUACGAAACCGCUGUUAAGUCUCCGCAAAAUGCCUUUUUGCUUCCUUUUAUCGCGGACCCGCCGACGACUACGUUGCAGCGGCUUAAGGGGUUGACGACGGGAACGCUGCCAACGUUUAUCGAUGCUGGUUCUAAUUUCGCCGGAACGUCAAUUGACGAAGACAACCUGAUCAGCCAACUGCGCGCAGCCGGGAAGAAUCUGGUCCACCUCGGGGAUGAUACCUGGCACGCACUCUUCCCCGACUAUUUCGAUCCUGAGCUCACCCGCCCGUUUGAUUCUUUCAAUGUCUGGGACCUGCACACGGUUGACAACGGCGUGACCCAAAACCUGCUCCCUCUUCUUCACCCUGAAAACUCUACGAAAUGGGAUGUUAUCUUCGGUCACUAUCUUGGUGUCGACCAUGCUGGCCAUCGGUAUGGGCCGGACCACCAGGCCAUGGCUGCGAAGCUGCAGGAGAUGGACCAGGUCAUCCGAGAUAUCAUCGCAAAGCUGGACGACAAAACGCUUCUGGUGGUCAUGGGCGACCACGGCAUGGACUCCAAGGGUGACCAUGGUGGCGAGUCCGACGAUGAGGUGAAUGCUGCGCUGUGGAUGUAUUCGAAGAAAGGCAUCUUCGGCCGUACGAGCGCGGAGACCGCCCUGCCGCCCAAGUUUGCUCGGGAGCGGUUUGUCCCUCAGAUCGAUCUUGUGCCUACCUUGUCUCUUCUUCUUGGAAUGCCUAUUCCCUUCAACAACCUCGGCUCUCCGAUUGAGGAGGCUUUCAUCGGAUCCAAGGGGAAUGAUUGGAAGAACCUUGUGGCAGUCAACCGGCUGGCUUCCGCCCAGAUCAAGAGAUACCAGCAGGAGUAUGCGACAACACGGGGCGCGGACGAGGACCAAGAGCCUCAUACCCUGCAUUUGUGGCAGGAGGCAGAAAACAGCUGGCAGAACCUCCCCAUGAUAGGCAGGGCCAGCCAGACAACUUUGCGCUCGGUUUCCGAAUCUUACAAGCAAUACCAACGGCAUACCCUCCAGGUUUGCCGUGGGUUGUGGGCUAAGUUCGACGUACCAAGCAUGAUCGAGGGUGUUGCGGUGCUCUUUUCUGGGAUUGUUUUACUGGCGUUCUAUGCGCGAGGCAUCAAGUCGGACCGGACAGAGCUCACAAACACCCUCCUUACUCUUGCUGGCGCAGGUUCUGGCGCGGGUGCUGUGGUUGGCGCUUUGCUGUCAUUUUCCAGCCUGGUGGAGAUGCGAGUGGUUGAAUCGUCGGCCUUGAUGGCUGCUGUAGGAAGCAUCGUGGGCGCCUCGUGGGCAAUUUUCGUGACCUCCGGACGCCUGUCAGUGCCUCUACCAACCAGUCUGUGGGGUUGGCUUGCGGUUGUCUUCACGGUCUCCCAGUCAAUCGGUUUCGCGUCCAACUCGUAUACGAUUUGGGAGGACGAAAUCCUCUUGUUCUUCCUCUCUACUUUCGGCGUUGUUGCCGGUAUGUCCUCGAUGCGACAGAAGUCCACGGCUGACAGGGUCCUGGGUGUCUAUCAUUCCAUCCUCUUCGUCAUUCUUGGAAGGAUCGCAUCGUUCUCUCGCCUGUGCCGCGAGGAGCAGAUGCCCUUCUGCCGGUCUACCUAUUACGCAUCUGCCACUUCUUCCACCUCUGCCCCCUGGCAACUUAUUAUCCCCUUCCUCGUGACCCUCAUCCUCCCCACAGUGGUAAAGUCUUUCUACGCCGGAUCGAAAUCCUACGAAGGUGCCGCUACCCUAUGGAUCGGCAUGGGCUUCCGACUGGGGCUGUUCAUCACCUCCGUCUUCUGGGUGCUAGAGGGCGCUGAUGAUGGCGAGUGGCUGCCUCUGAGCAAGGAGACCUUGAAGUCGGUCCGAAUGUUCCUGGCUCAACUGGUGCUUGCCCUUGCGUUUGCAGCUGGCACCACGGCAUACAUAUACUCGAAACCAUGCAUCAGCAUCAGCGUCAGCAAAGGCAGCACUGAACCUGAAAACAAAGGCAGGCCCUCAUCCCCCCAACAACCCGCACGCACGACCCUCACCAUCCUGGGUUUCGGCAAUGUCCACGGAACACGAUACUUCCUCCUUGUCGUCAACUUCUGCCUCGGUAUCGUCCUGAUGCAGAAGCCGAUGGGCCAAGGCGCCAUGGGCCUUCUACUCUGGCAAAUCCUGUCUCUGCUCGAAAUCCUAGACACGAACGCACUGGUCCUCGGUAACUCCUCCAUCGGCCCUACCGUACUGGGCCUUUUGGGGUCGUUCUACUUCUUCAAGACCGGCCACCAGGCCACCCUGAGCAGCAUCCAGUGGGAGACGGCCUUCAUCCCCCUCUCCUCCGUCCAAUACCCCUGGUCGCCCAUCCUCGUCAUCCUCAACACCUUUGGCGCCCAGAUCCUCACCGCCAUCGCCGUCCCCCUCACCGUCCUCUGGAAACGCCCCCUCCAACUCAGCGACCAAUCCUCCUCGUCGGCAAACGCCAGCAACCCCUCCAUCAAACUCCUCUCCGAUGUUGUCCAGGCCGCUUGCACAUAUAUCCUCUACUUCGCCACCAUCAACCUAGCCACCACCAUGUGGGCCGGCCACCUUCGUCGUCAUCUCAUGCUGUAUCGCAUCUUCUGUCCGAAGUUCAUGAUGGGUGCCGCGGUCUUGGGCGUCAUGGAUAUCGUCCUCAUUGUCUUCUCUGUCGCUGGUGUGCGCUUUAGCACGUUGAGUGUCGGUGAUAUCUUUGGGUGGUAGUGUGGUAGUUGGCUAUGGUGAUCGUGAAUAUAUGGUUUAGUCUUCCAUAUUGGCUGUUUAUGCCAUAUGGGCGUGGCUGGGUUGUAGAAAUUGCCCGGCAGGGCUUUUGAUUGGGGAUGUGUAAUAUAGGUCGUUGUUCCUCCUGCCCUUUAACGCUACACUCGAGCUUGUUGAGAGAGUGUGUUGGGGGAGGUAUAGUUAUUUAGCUUGCAUAUAGUUUCGUUAAAAUAAUACAUAGUG